Musca vetustissima is the source of this 1863-nucleotide messenger RNA. RefSeq names its product protein 5NUC-like. The record is from RefSeq and is a predicted model, not a curated record. The transcript is spliced from 7 exons. Gene Ontology annotation, molecular function: 5'-nucleotidase activity; nucleotide binding; metal ion binding. NCBI's taxonomy places the organism in Eukaryota, Metazoa, Arthropoda, Insecta, Diptera, Muscidae. Gene Ontology annotation, biological process: AMP catabolic process. Gene Ontology annotation, cellular component: plasma membrane. The coding region runs from base 1 to 1863 and encodes 620 amino acids.
AUGGCAUUCCAGUCCACAAAGUCUUCUUACGGAUACCAGGAACUCUAUAUGCCCUAUUUUGAAGACCAGAGGGUCAGAGCUGUGAUGAUGACAGCCCCCGCUGCUGCUACUGCACGCCUCUGCAGCAUUUUGACACUUUGUCUUUUUUUGAUAUUGUUCGGAGUGACAGCUGCUAAUCCCAUUACAGGAGGAAGUCAUGAAAAUCCCGCUGUUGUAGAAUUUAUUAUUUUACACAACAAUGAUAUGCAUGCCCGCUUCGAACAGACCAGUGCCAAUAGUGAAAAAUGUACCGAGGAAUUGGCCAAGGCCAUGAGGUGUUAUGGCGGAUUUGCUCGGGUGGCAAAUGUUGUACGCAAACACCGUGACGAGGCCAAACAAACCGGAGUCCCUGUACUCUUCAUGAAUGCCGGAGAUACUUCGACGGGUACACCCUGGUUUUAUUUAUUCAGAGAUGAUAUUGCCACGGCUUUCCUUAAUAUUUUGCAACCAGAUGUCGCUUCCCUAGGUAAUCAUGAAUUUGAUUCCGGUAUUGCUGGAGCCAUACCCUUUCUCAACAAGGUAGAAUUUCCAAUUGUCACCGCCAAUUUGGACCUCUCCGCAGUACCCGAAUUGCGUGAGACAAAAAAUCUCCACAACUCUACAAUUUUGGAGGUAAAUGGUACGAAAAUAGGUGUCAUUGGUUAUCUGACUCCCGACACCAUAAAAUUGACAAAUUGUAAGCAGAAAUUGUUAACCGAUGAAAUUGAGGCGAUAAACCGAGAAUCUGAGAAUUUAAGGAAACAAGGUGUCAACAUAAUUGUGGCCUUGGGCCAUUCCGGCUAUGACAAGGAUUUGGAAAUUGCCGCCCGGUGCCCUGAUGUAGAUCUGGUGAUUGGUGGCCAUACCAACACCUUUUUGUAUAAUGGCGAACAGCCGGAUUUGGAAAGCAUUGAUGGACCCUAUCCGACUGUGGUGAAACAGGAAAGUGGUAAAGCUGUGCCAGUGGUGCAGGCCUAUGCCUAUACCAAAUAUAUGGGGAAGUUAUAUGUGAAGUUUGACCACGAUGGCAACCUUUUGGAUUUCCAUGGCUCUCCAAUUUUGUUGAAUUCCCAAAUACCUCAGGAGGAAGAUGUCCUGCAAUUAUUGGAGGUUUACCGUCCCAAAGUCAAGGAGUUGGAAGAUGAUACCGUCGGCCAUACCAAAGUCUAUUUGGAGGGCAGUCGGAAAGUUUGCCGCUAUCAGGAAUGUAAUUUGGGCAAUUUGAUUACCGAUGCCAUGGUUUAUGCCCGAAUACUGGAAGAUUUGGGAGGAGCGUAUUGGACCGAUGCGGCCAUUGCAUUUAUGCAGGGUGGAAGCAUUCGUAGUUCAAUCGAAAAGCGAUCUGAUGGCUCAAUAUUAGCCAUCGAUGUGGCCAGUGUGCUGCCAUUUAAAAACGACUUGUAUGUCAGCCAAAUAACUGGUCGUAGCCUCUUAGCUGUACUCGAACACUCCGCCUCUAUGAUUGAAACGGAAUCCAAGGGAGGUUUUCUACAAAUGUCCGGUAUACACACCACCUAUGAUUAUAAUAACCCCGUAGGAAGUCGUGUCGUUACAGCGGAGAUCCUUUGUGCCAAUUGUAAUGUACCCACCUUUGAACCACUGGAGGAGGGCAGACUUUAUAAUGUAAUUGUACCAUCGUAUUUGGCAAAUGGUGGUGAUGGUUAUACAUUUGUUGAGGAAAAUGGUCCAAAGCCACAGCGAAUGCAGGUCAAAGAUGCCGCUGCUCUCAGUCAAUAUUUAAAGAAACAUGAAUUUGUCUUUCCCAUGGUGGAGGAUCGUAUUACUAUUAUUCAGAAAUCGAUGGAGAAUGGUAAUGGCUAUGCGAAAAAGAAGAGAUUUAUUUAA